This is a messenger RNA of Lolium rigidum, 570 nucleotides long. Its product is annotated as putative ripening-related protein 5. The transcript has a single exon. Lineage: Eukaryota; Viridiplantae; Streptophyta; Magnoliopsida; Poales; Poaceae. Bases 1 to 570 code for a protein of 189 amino acids. The record is from RefSeq and is a predicted model, not a curated record.
AUGGCAACUGCAAGAGUUCUAGCCACCUCUGCAGUCUUCCUCCUUGUAGCACUCUGCACCUCCCAUGCCGCGUCCUCGCUCCGCCUAGGGCUCGACGUGUGCCGUGCGAGCAGCUACCUCCCUGGAAAAGCAGGUCACUGUGAGCAGAGCAAUGACCCUGACUGUUGUGAGGAUGGUAAGAGGUACCCGCAAUACCACUGCUCACCUCCGGUCACCGCGAGCACCAAGGCCGUCCUGACACUCAAUAGUUUCGAGAAGGGUAAGGAUGGCGGUGGCCCAUCGGAGUGCGACAACGCUUACCACAGCGACGAGGAGAUGGUCGUCGCACUCUCCACUGGCUGGUUCGAAAACAUGGGUCGUUGCGGGCACCGCAUCAAGAUCACCGCGAAUGGUAAAUCUGUGUAUGCCAAGGUGGUGGAUGAGUGUGACUCUGUGUACGGCUGCGACGACGAGCACAACUACGAACCACCCUGCGCCAACAAUAUCGUCGACGCCUCGCCGGCUGUGUGGAAUGCUCUGGGUCUCGACCAAAACGUUGGUAUGGAGGGCAUCACCUGGUCCGACAACUGA